AUGUCCACCCUCAUCUGGGCACCUUGGAGGAAGAAAGGCGCUCCGGGAGGCUUAGCGGAGGCCCGGCCAUCGGGGAGGGAAGGCACAGGGGAGCCGAGGCAUCGCUUCCCUCCGGGCGCUCGGGACUUCCGACCCUUUGGGAAGCGUCAGGGCGUUGUCAGGCAACCGACUCCCAACAGCACCCGAGGAGGCAGGGGCGAGCGACUCGAGACUCACCAACGCACCGCCCCCGGGCUGGGGAACUGCCGUCCCUGCAACCCAGGCACCGCCCCGGACCGGCUGCCGCGAGACCCCGCUGGCAGGGAACCCUCACCUCCAACCCGUGUAACCUCCUUACCGCCGCCAGCUCGACUACCUACCUGCCUCCCCCGUCCCGCUCCGCGGGCCCGAGACGAGCCCCUCGCCCGGCAAGAACCCCUUCACCGCCCGGCCCCUGUAACUCGGGCACCGCUGCCGGCCGGGUCGCCGCCAGACCCUCGCCCCAGGUCCGCGAUUCCGGCUCGGACACCCUCACCUCCACCUCACCCUAGGCCUCACCCUGCCGUGCCUGCUCCCCACCUGCGGCCAGCUGACUCAGACCAGCAGGCUCGCGUCUUGGGAGACGCACAGCGUCCAACUAAGGUUCUUAGCGGUUCCCAGAGGUGGCCGCGGCCUCCUGGCGCGCGAACACAGUCACACUCAAGCCGGCCGGGACUCCGCCUCUCAGGCUGGGCUCUCCGCCCGCCUUUCGCCAACGGCCAGGCGCAGCCCCGCCUCCAGAGCGGCCGCUUCAGAAGACCGCGCGGCCGAGGGCGCCCCCUGCCUGCCCGGAGGACGCACAGCCACCCACCUGCGCCCAGGGUUUUGUUAAACUUUGGGAGUCGCUUCCCAAAUUGA
Lepus europaeus (European hare) is the source of this 876-nucleotide messenger RNA. RefSeq lists its product as uncharacterized. NCBI's taxonomy places the organism in Eukaryota, Metazoa, Chordata, Mammalia, Lagomorpha, Leporidae. Bases 1 to 876 code for a protein of 291 amino acids. The record is from RefSeq and is a predicted model, not a curated record. The transcript has 2 exons.